CCGCCGGGCGCCGGCCCCGCCGCUGCCGAGCGGAGCCGCAGCGCCAUUGCCGCCCGCCAUGGCAGGGGGAAGCCCGCUCCACGCCCUCGGGAGCUGGUCCAGGUCACAGCAGAUCACAAACCAGUGUCCCAUGCAGGGGGAAGAUCUUGUUCAGCUGUAGCUGUUCCUGUCGCUGUCUUUGUACGAGAACCACGUAAGAAAAACAGUGCCAUUGAGGCUGACGAUACUUAAAAAAGCAACCCUGAUGUCCCGUCUGGAUUUCUGAGCACUUCUCUAAUUCCUGGAGGUGCUGCUGUGGACAUAAGGCAUUGUCCUUACUACUUGGCCUGUCAUCCCAGAAGCAUCCGCUUGGGUCCUGUAUGCAAGUCCUUGACAUUCUGGAAACGAUGGGGAUUGGUAAGAAUACCACUUCGAAAUCAGUGGAGGCGGGAGGCUCAACGGAAGGCAAAUACGAGGAUGAAUCUAAACAUCCCACCUUUUUCACCUUGCCUGUGGUAAUAAACGGUGGAGCAACAUCCAGCACUGAUCAGGAUACAGAAGACACAGAGUUGAUGGCCAUCUAUACUACAGAAAAUGGCAUCGCAGAAAAGAGCUCUUUGGCAGAGACGCUGGACAGCAGUGGCAGUUUGGACGCACAGAGAACUGACAUGAUAUACACUAUCGAAGACGUUCCUCCGUGGUAUCUCUGCAUAUUUUUGGGGUUACAGCAUUACCUGACAUGUUUCAGUGGAACUAUAGCAGUGCCCUUUUUGCUCGCUGAUGCCAUGUGUGUUGGAUUUGACCAGUGGGCUACCAGCCAGUUAAUUGGGACCAUUUUCUUCUGCGUGGGCAUCACUACAUUGUUACAAACAACGUUUGGGUGCAGGUUACCCUUGUUUCAAGCGAGUGCUUUUGCAUUCUUAGCACCUGCUCGAGCAAUUCUCUCCCUGGAGAAGUGGAAGUGUAACACUACAGAUGUAACAGUUACAAAUGGAACAACAGAACUGCUUCACACUGAGCACAUCUGGUACCCCAGAAUACGAGAGAUCCAAGGUGCUAUCAUCAUGUCCUCCUUGAUAGAAGUGGUGAUCGGUUUGCUCGGCCUUCCUGGCGCGCUGCUCCGAUACAUUGGACCUUUGACCAUCACACCAACUGUGGCUCUCAUCGGUCUCUCCGGUUUCCAAGCUGCUGGAGAAAGAGCAGGCAAACACUGGGGUAUCGCGAUGUUGACUAUUUUUCUAGUGUUGUUGUUUUCCCAGUAUGCCAGAAAUGUCAAGUUUCCCCUCCCCAUUUACAAGUCCAAGAAAGGAUGGACAGCGUACAGACUGCAGCUCUUCAAGAUGUUCCCUAUUAUCUUAGCUAUUUUGGUGUCAUGGUUGCUUUGCUUCAUCUUCACUGUGACAGACGUCUUUCCCCCUGACAGUUCAAAGUACGGCUUCUACGCUCGCACAGACGCCCGACGAGGAGUGCUGUUGGUAGCUCCGUGGUUCAAGGUUCCCUAUCCUUUUCAGUGGGGACUGCCAACAAUUUCAGCCGCUGGAGUUAUAGGAAUGCUUAGCGCAGUUGUUGCAAGCAUUAUUGAGUCCAUAGGGGAUUACUAUGCCUGCGCCAGGUUGUCUUGCGCUCCUCCUCCACCUAUUCAUGCAAUAAACAGAGGGAUUUUUAUUGAGGGUCUCUCCUGUGUUCUGGAUGGAGUGUUUGGGACAGGGAAUGGGUCCACUUCUUCCAGCCCCAACAUUGGUGUCUUGGGCAUCACAAAGGUUGGAAGCCGCAGGGUUAUUCAGUAUGGGGCGGCCUUCAUGCUCUUGCUUGGGAUGGUCGGCAAGUUCAGCGCUCUCUUUGCAUCGCUGCCGGACCCGGUGCUUGGUGCCCUCUUCUGCACGCUCUUUGGGAUGAUUACAGCCGUGGGUCUGUCUAACCUCCAGUUCAUUGAUUUAAAUUCUUCCCGUAACCUGUUUGUACUUGGAUUUUCCAUUUUCUUUGGACUCGUCCUUCCAAGCUAUCUCAAACAAAAUCCACUGGUCACUGGAAUAGCGGGCAUCGAUCAAGUGCUGAACGUUCUUCUCACCACAGCCAUGUUUGUCGGGGGCUGCGUUGCGUUCAUUUUGGAUAAUACCAUUCCAGGAAGCCCUGAAGAAAGGGGAAUACGGAAAUGGAAAAAAGGGGUUGGUAAAGGAAGCAAGUCGCUGGAUGGCAUGGAAACAUACGAUUUGCCUUUUGGCAUGAACUUCAUUAAAAAAUACAGAUGUUUCAGCUUCCUGCCCAUCAGCCCAACCUUCCUGGGUUACACAUGGAAAGGCUUCAGGAAAAGCAGUAGCUGCAGGAGUUCAGACGAAGACUCAGAAGCUACAGUAUAGCCUUAGUUGAAAUUAUAUUAUCUAGUUGUAGUAAAAGAUGUAUUUGCAGUUUCUUGCUGAUUAAGAAGCAUUAAAAUCUAUGUUUUGUAUAUUCUGCAUUGAAAUUCUGGAACCAGAGCUGAGACGGAUUGAAAAAAAGAAAAAAGCUUUCCUGCUGUGGGUGGUGGUCCCAGAUGUGGUGUCUCUGCCCAGCAUGCAAAUGCUCCGACUCCCAAAAGCUAGGGAUACCUGCGCAUCCAAGUCUGGCUGCUCUAAGUGGGGCUCCAGUUCCGGCAGUCUGUAGGUGCUACUGAAAAAACAUUGCUGGUGGGGUGAUUUUUUGAAGGCUCUGAGGCUAACGGUCUGGGUGCAUUCAGUGCUGGCGACAUUCCUUACUCCAGGGGAUUGGAAUUGGGGGUGAGUGGGUGGUGGGACUUUAGUUCUGGCCAUGUCAGAUCCCGUAGGUAUUGUUUGCUACUCACCGAUUUGCACAUUCCGUAUUUUUCAGCCCCCUGGAAACCAGAUUCGGUUGAUCCUGGCAAAUCAGGAGAGUAGCUUUGUAUUUCCAGUGCUGUCAGACAUCUGGUGGUCACACACACAGCUUCUCUAGCAGCUUUGUCCAUGAGAGCUGUGACUGACUUCUGACAGCUUAGUGCCGUAGAAGGAAUCCCGUAUUUCAUGUCAGUUCGCAUUUUUAAACGUUUGCUUUUUCUGCCCCAACUUCUAGUGCCCAGGGCAGGUUUUCUUUGAAGGGAUACUGAGUUUUACAGAGAUUAUAAACUUUGAACUUCCAGAUGAGACCCAUAACAGUUUUUACAGUGCAGUUCCUGUAGCCAGCAAGACUCCAGACAGAAAAGCCAAUUUGUUGAGCAGUUCUAAGCAGUCGAUGUCUGUACAUGUGCAGUUUUGCCUGCAGGGAGAGCCACGGGCCAGCUGGUUUGGAUCUGUGGAGGGUUUUCUUGAUGGGAUAUUGAGAGCCGAUGCUGCCUAGGAGUGGCUUACGUUGCAUUGCCUCUGUCUUCUCUCUUGGUGGGGCUUCUGCCAAAGCCCAUUGCUGCUGUGGAGGUGAUGGUGAGCGGCAGAGACACUACAUCUGAUGUCCUCACCCACUGGAUGGUUUCACGGGUAUUGGGUCCGAUCAGGGCACCAUUCAGAUAUUUUUUUUUUUUCCCUGGAAUAGUCUCAGCUCUGAUGUUACGUGGGUGUUCAUGCUCAUCAUGCAUUCAUAAUUAAAAUUUUUAUUCAUGUUUAAUGUUCUUACUAUUGCAAGUUAGUUUUAGACUUCAGUGUGGCCCCAAAAGCAUUUUUAAGCUGUGGAGAUCAUCAGGGAAAUGUAGUGUAAUGUAAUUUCAAGGCCAGUAUGCUCUACGGUGCUUGCGUUUUGUAUUCCUGGAAAAAAGUGGUAACAGUAGAUCCUGUAAUUCACUCAUAUUUAUCAAAGUUUAACUACUGGACAGAAGCGCAGGAACACUGUUUUCUCUGAGUCUACUUCCAGGUGAAUUUGUUAUUGAAGCAUGGAAGGGUUGGGGUGGGAGGGCAAGGAAAGAGCUUCAUGGAUCAGUACUGAAUAGUGUAGAGUCAGAACGAUUCCAUUGAUAUCGUUCUCCGCAUGCCAUGGCUGUUUCCAGAAACGUAUUUUAUACCGCUUUUUCCAUAACAAAGCAUGUGUUUGUUCCUGCUUCAGGGAACUUUCAGUAGUUUGCAGUCUUGGUGUCAAUUGGACUGUCUCGAAAGCUGGUCGGAAGAGUUAUUGUGUAGUAGACGAGGUUAGUUUGCCUGUGAAACAGUCAUUAUUCUCGCUUUUAAAUUUUUCCUCUUCAGGUAGGGAGGUGUUAGAUUUCCACAUCCACUUGCAGAUAGUUUGAGUGCAGAGACCUCUAGUCAGCGGCACAAAGCUUCCAAAUUUCCCAACUUUAUGUGCAACCAAAGAUGUGUGGGAGACAUGGGGGAGCUAGAAGUAUGUGUGUGUUGUGUGUUUGUCUGUAAAAGGAGAAAAAGCCACCUAUGGAUGGUGGUUGUGAUGAUGUAAAAUGCCAAAGGUGGUUACCCUGUACGUAUGGAGAAGGGGAGGCAGAAGUGUGUUAGUUCAAACAUUGCCACCUCAAAAGUAUGGAAGGGUUCAAAGUCCAGUGAUGCCGCUGGACACAGAGCGCUGCUGUGGCCCCUGUGUCCGAGGUUGUUCUACCUUUCCCCCAAACAGUCUCUUGAUAACUCCAAUGCUUACGCAGUCAAGAGAAGGCAACGAGAAGCAGCAUUGGUCUUCUCUCACCUUUGGCUGAGGCAGAGCUCUGUGUGUUCUCCAUCACCUUCCUCUGAGCACUGCUGGGACCAGGUGUGGCGCUUCGGUCAGACACCAACAUCCAGGGUUAAUUUUUCCUUCUUCCGGGAGCAGAACACUGCCCCUUUCUUGCAGCGCAGAAGACACUGUCCAACUAGGUGAAGUCCAAUAACUGUUGGAUUUAAUUCUUUUUGUGACUCUGGGUCCUACCAUGCAAUUCUGUUGACGGGCUGAGAGAAGUACGGUAGCUUUGAGCCGGCGCCUUUGCUUUUCUAGCCUUUUUUCUACCUUGGGAACACUAAAAUAAGUGGAUGUCGUUAGCAGCUGUUGUUGUACCCAAAUGUGUGUGUAACAACUCUCUCCAUCUCACUGUGAGCUUGGAAGGGUAACGAUGAGCCUCAGUUUCGUGAAGGUGAUCAGCUGAAGCACCUGCAACGCGGAGCGAGAGGUGACUGUGGAGCCAUUGGCAGCACCUUGAACGCAGGGCGUGCAGCUGCUGCACGUUGGAUAUUGCGAUUGCAGAGGGAUAUUGCGAUUAAAGCAUGGGAUAUUGUGAUUAAAGCAUGUGAUAUUGUGAUUAAAGCAUGCAUCUCCAGCACUGAGAGGUGCACAAGGGAUGGAGCUGAUGGUGUCUGGGAAAGAGAAGCUCCCCUUUCUCUUUCUGAUGCACCCGAAGCCAUCGCUGAGCUGCCAGUGGAAGGAGGUGCAUUGCUUUUUCUUGAGAGGGAAUAACUCUGAAUUACCCCUGGUUUUGUGUAGGUGCAGCAGGUGACCGUGAACCUUAAAUCCUUCUCCUGCGUCCACUUUUCUGCGCUGGCUUUUUGGGGGCUGUUGUAGAACGCCCUGGACAGGCAGCCUGAGGUCUGUGUUUUGAAAAGCCUUUAAAUACUUCGUGUUUGCUGGUUGUGUCCAAGCUUUGAUGCGUAGGGACAGCUGGAUAUAGAAAUCUGACUGUAAAUGCAAUACUGUAUUUCUCCCGUACGUGUUACUGCCUGCCUUUCAAACAGCUGGACUGAACAAAACCGCACAGGGACGACGACACCGGAGGGAGGAGCGAAGAGGCGAUGAGAUGUUUCAACCAAACCUUCAGAUGGAAGGGCAAAUAUUCAUGGUAGAGAUAUCAUUUUGUCAUAUCAAAGAUAGUAUCGCUGUGUGCAAAACAAAAUAACUCGAGACUUUUGUAAUUGAUAUUCUAUUGUAUUUUUUUUUAGGUUGAAUUAAGAAUUCUUGGUAACAAGUUGAAACAUGUUUUCUAAAGCAAAUACUUGGAAAUUAUACCUAUAGAAAUUUAGGUUUCGUAGCUAACAGCUAUGACUGAGCAAUGUCUUAUUAAUAAGAGUACGUUGGUAGAGGAACUAAAUCAGGCACCUUGCCCAGAAAGUUCAAACUUUAAACCCAGAAUUUGUUUUAUGCCUUUUAAUACUGACUUUAAAUAUGGCAACUUGGUUUGUACAUGAAUAUUGCAGUAUUUUAUUUCCAUAUAUUAAAAAUAACAUUUCCACUCAGGAUAAUGACGGCCGUUUUCCUGGGAGGGAGUGGUAUGAUUGUCAUGACAAUGUCAUGUGAUGGUAGAGUUUCUUCAUUGACGAAUCUAUAGUAGUUGUGUAUACUUUAUUUACCCAUGUUUAUGUUCCUACCAAAAACUAAAGGGGUUCUUUAUUGUUCAUCUCCCUACUGAGAUCUUGGUUCUCCCGAUGCAGAAUUGGCGCUUGCCAGCCGAAAUCCUCGGUGCAGCUCAACCUGCAGGGCUUCUCUUAUGUGGCCUUCUUAAACCAAAAGCGACUUUUUUUUAGGGAGGAGGAGUGGUGCGUCACUGUUUUUUUGCAGAACCUGCCUCACUCGGUGCAUGUUCCGUAGUAUUUCUUAGCCUGGUGGCCAUGGGACGGCAGGAACGCUCUGCAGUCGUGGCCGGGUGGGAGGCCACGGUUUGCCGAUGUUCGCUUCUGCCCGUGGCUUGGCACAGCUUCGUGGUGGGAUCCGUGUUCAGAGCCAUCAGAUAUUCCUAUCUAGUUCCGAUUUGACUGUGACUGUGCAUCGUCAUCCGUACGUGUUGGUAGGAGAGGUAUCCUUAGCAUUGCCUUGUGUGCUAUCUGGCCUUUACUCCAUCGUUCCAGGUAAAUCAUCUUGCUGCCAGUCCAAAUUAUCGUAUUUUAUCUGUUUAUAACAACCUUUGGCGUAACAAACUAUUGACUGUUCUUAGGCAGUGGGGAUCCGUUUCUUUAUUUCAUAACUUUUUGUGACUGACUUUGGCUGUAAAACUUCUGUUGAACAGCAAGAGGUUCUUUGUUUUGUUUUCUUUUUUUUUGUUCCGAGAUGUGUAAUUCUUUUAUGGAGUUUUUUUAAUUUCAUAUUUUUUUUUUCUAACAUUGCUUCAUUAAACAAUUAAAUAUUUAAAAAUGUAAUAUUUGGACCAGAUGUUGUGAAUAAUAGUAGAUAAAGCUAUUUUAUUCUGUAUUUUUAAAGCUGUUCAGUAUAAAUAAACGCGGGCAUAGAUGCA
Messenger RNA from Cuculus canorus (common cuckoo), 7090 nucleotides. RefSeq names its product solute carrier family 23 member 2 (gene SLC23A2). The record is from RefSeq and is a predicted model, not a curated record. Gene Ontology annotation, cellular component: membrane. Gene Ontology annotation, biological process: transmembrane transport; L-ascorbic acid metabolic process. NCBI's taxonomy places the organism in Eukaryota, Metazoa, Chordata, Aves, Cuculiformes, Cuculidae. The coding region runs from base 360 to 2336 and encodes 658 amino acids. Gene Ontology annotation, molecular function: transmembrane transporter activity. The transcript is spliced from 17 exons.